GCGGAGGGACUGAAUAGCUGACCACCUCGCGCGAAUUUGACCUGCAAGUGAUGGAAACCUUGGAGGUAUUUUUAUACAGCUUCCUCUUCUCUCACUACUUUGGCACCAUCCUCUUCGUCACGUGGCUUUUCGUUUGCGGGACCCCCACAGAUAUCACCAACUAUGGAUUGCCUAAUUGAAGUUGGGCCACCUGAUCCUGUUUGCGGCAGGACAACCGAUCGAAAUUAGAGAAAGAUAAGUCGUUAUGGUCAGUUGUGCCAAUCGUCCAUUUUCUGCUCAGAACUGGUGUCAAAAGCAGAAUUUAACUUAAUCACAUAUAUUGGCGCGUAAAGGACGUGGACAUUACCCGCUCCAUUCAACGCUGCCUGAAAUACUCUGCGCUAUGUGUUAGUGAUUAUUGGAAAAAUCCGUAGUUAGAAUAAAGGGUGCGUUUGUGAGACUGUUUUAUUUGUCUGCUUUUCUUGACCGCAUACCAAGUGUGCGGGCGAUCCACACAGCAGGACCUACAAUCUUUGAGCAACAGGCCUCACCAACCACUGUAAAGGGUUCCACUGAAAAUCAUAUUUGAACCCCUGUCAUUUGAAAUUUCACUGCCACUGAGAUAAAACAUUUUAAAGCAGCAUUUAAUUUCACCUGUGAGGCAGGAAUAAACCAUGGCUUUACCAGACAGUGGCAUAUCUGGGGAGGAAGUACCCUUCCCAGAGAUUAUAGAGCUCAAUGUUGGUGGUCAGGUGUACAUAACCCGCUUUUCUACCCUCACAAGUGUGCCAGACUCCCUGUUGUGGGAGAUGUUCAGUAGAAAGUCAGCCAAAGGACUGGCCAGGGACACCAAGGGUCGCUUCUUUGUUGACCGUGAUGGUUUCCUGUUCCGUUACAUCCUGGACUACAUGCGGGACCAGCAACUAGUUCUACCAGACCACUUCCCUGAGCGCGGGCGACUGCAAAGGGAGGCUGAGUUCUUCAACCUGUCAGAGCUUGUCAAGCUACUGGCACCCAAAAUAAGCAAGCAGAACUCCCUUGGCGACGAGGGAUGUCAGAGCGACCCAGAGGACUCCUCACCAGGGAUUGACACGUCCCGUAACCUUGGCUCUCUGGGGGCUGCAGCCGCUGCCUGUGCCAGCCUGGUCCCCAGUUCCAUGGACACCAAGCGGUCCGGGUUCAUCACCAUUGGCUACCGAGGCUCAUACACCCUGGGUCGUGACAGCCAAACUGAUGCCAAAUUCCGCCGUGUGGCACGGAUCAUGGUGUGUGGGAAGACCUCUCUGGUCAAAGAGGUGUUUGGGGAGACCCUGAACGAGAGCCGUGACCCAGACCGCUCCCCUGACCGCUACACGUCCCGUUACUAUCUGAAGUUCACCUUUCUGGAGCAGGCUUUUGACAAGCUGGCGGAUGCGGGCUUCCAUAUGGUGGCCUGUAAUUCCACAGGGACCUGCGCCUUUGCUCAUGAGCAGACGGACGACAAGAUCUGGACCAGCUACACUGAAUAUGUGUUCUACCGUGGUUCAUCAGUGGUUUCCAAGACAACGACCUCUGACACCCCAGCUCUCACUGAAGGGGUGACCUCUCAACCUGAUGCUGCUCAUAUUGAAUCAUCCAUAGUGGAGCCCGACAGCAAAACCAAAGGUUAUCCAGGAACCAGCUGCAUCACAACGCUGGACAUACGAAACCCACUGCCCCUGGACCAUCCUCUUCCUCCUCCACAUGUUCCUGCUGCAGACAGCCCCGACCUCCCACCUCUGUCACCUCCUAUCCUGCUUCCACCUCUACCACCAGUCAAACCUUUUUCUAGCUUCAGUCCCUCAACACCGCCUCCUGCUGAGAGCCCCGAGCGUCCGACCACCCUUAACCUAAAGACGCUGCCGCGGCCAACUGCACGGGAGAACGGUGGCCCCCAGUCGGGAUUGGAUGAGGAGGAAGAGGAGAAGAAGAUUCUUGUGGAGGAUCUAAAGAAAUCAGUGGCGGGCCGUCAGGGCCAGCAAGGCCUUCUCUGCUGGCCUAAACAUCAUCAGAAUAUAUAUUUUUUUCUAAAUAUAUUUGCCCACAAAUAUGUAUUCACUUAUUUCCCACAGUAAGAGUUUUUCUCUUAAUUUCAUAGCGUUCCUCUAGGUUGCGCUGCUGCCAGCGCCAGGUUGAGAUUUGGAGGGCUGGUCUUUAUCUUUGAUCUUUUAUCCAAUCAUAUUCAGCCAUCGUGUGUUGCCAGGGGGCUAAAAUCUGCCCUUAGGCCUUCAGAAUCAACAUUGCGGGCGCUGGUAGCUUCAAGUGAAUGGGAAUGACGAUGUUGUGUCAACCAAUCAGCUUUAGAGUUGGCUCCUCUAGGCCUUCGAGAAGGCCCCGGAACCGGCACAGGAGCAGCGAGCAGGCGGAGUGCUGCACGUCUUUUGAUUGGAUUACCAAUAUUGAGAGGCGGGGUCUAUGGGCAGGUAGAUGCAGAACCUCAGAACUAGGAAACUGAAUUUGAUAAACGAAAUAAUUCGCGUACUACUAAGCUGUUUGUUCAACCCACAAUGGCGGAAGGAGGAGAAGAUAUCGAUUUGGUCGAGGAUAUAAUUAUAAGGCCAUUCUCAACGAACUUUAAGACCGAUGCCGACGCUACAAAGCCCGUCACAGGCGGGACAGGGGCUCGUUCGCCACUUUCAAAGUUCCAACUACGAGCGCUACCGAUGGCUCAGGCUCCGAGAAGCUCUGCACACCGGACUGCUGGGGAUGCCUGUUGCAAGUGAUCGAUUUGGUGUUGGGAGCCACACUGGCUUUGCAAACUUGAGUUGUCUAACCGAGGCAGCAACGAGACACUAGAGUACGACUCGGCACCUACAAGCAUCGGUGCUUUGACAACUUUUGGGGACACGGAGCAGAUCUACAGAUCAACGAACAAGCGGCAACGGCGCUGCACAAUGAACAGGUGAAGAACAAGAGGGACAUAUUGAAAAGACUCAUUAAUUGUGUCAUGUGUUUGGGUAAACAGGAACUUUCAUCUUCAUCAUAUUUAUAUCGAUGUAUGUGUGUGUAUAAAUACACACACAUACAUCGAUAGAAAUAUACAUAUACAUGUACGAUACGAUUCUCUGAAUUCUCAGUGUAACUGAGGGUUUUACGUUACUUAAUAACACAAGAAACACGACAACUUUAUCUUUUUCCGUCUGCUCCUUCACAAUAAAAGCCCCGCACCGGAACACUGGUGAACUAAUAUCUUACAUUAGGUUGUUCAGCUGUAGUAAGACGGCAUUGAAGGCCUAGAUAGAAAAUGCACGGCCCGCCACUGAAAGAAAUGCAUUGAGGACUUCAAAAAGAUCCGCUUGCCCAGAGAGUUUCCAGAUCGCAAGAGACACUGGCAAAGUAACUUGCUCAAGUAGUACAAUGCGUAGAGCGCUACCAGGAUUAUACAACUAUGUGUUGAGCAGUGGUCUCCAGCUUCAUAUUCAUAUUGCUCUGAGUCAGACAAUUUACUUUAAGUUGUUCUAAUGUAGUAGCUUUUGCAUGUCAACAGAACUAAAAUGUUUGAUUAAGUGUAGUGCUUAAUUAAGCUUAAUUUAGUCUAGCAAUCACACAUCCACGCUAAAAAACACUGAGAUUUGUUUCCCCCCCCAUCAUCGAUUGUUAGUGACACUUCUUUGUUCCUCAUUUCUAUUUUUAGAUUGUUUUUAAUUAUUACAAUUAUUUUUAUUAUCGCUCAUAAUAUAGGUAAUGUUGUUCAUUAGAGAUUUCUGCCCUAUAUGUGUGUUUCCAUCAAGCUACUGGAAAAUGUAAGCUACGUGUGACAUUUUAGGCAUUUGACCUUGCUGAUGCAAAAUAAAAGAAAGAAGUGAAAUCUC
Messenger RNA from Pseudoliparis swirei, 3809 nucleotides. RefSeq names its product potassium channel tetramerisation domain containing 12b (gene kctd12b). Gene Ontology annotation, molecular function: protein binding. The record is from RefSeq and is a predicted model, not a curated record. Lineage: Eukaryota; Metazoa; Chordata; Actinopteri; Perciformes; Liparidae. Bases 654 to 2072 code for a protein of 472 amino acids. Gene Ontology annotation, biological process: protein homooligomerization; regulation of G protein-coupled receptor signaling pathway. The transcript is spliced from 2 exons.